AUGGGAAUUGUUUGUGUUCUCGUCUGCGCCUGCGUCAACUGGGUUUUGUGUCGUCAUUAUUUGGGAGAAAUAAACAAAGUCCCCACACUCCUUUUUAUCUUCUUUAUUCAUCUUGAAACCUCUUCCUUCUUGACUACUACUACUUCUUCAUAUUUCUAUCUCUCUCUCUCUCUCUUACUGCCCCUAAUUUCAAUAAUUUAUACAACUCUCUUUCUCACUGCUAUCGUCUCUUGCUGUUUUUCGCUAUUUACACUCUUUCUCCUCUUAUCAGAUUUGUUUGUAUUCUUUAUUUAUUUCAAUGUUUGUCUGUUUCUGCAAUCGUUCCCUCCUUUUUCUUCUCCUUUUUACCGCCUCUCAUAUCGGACAAGUCUUCUUUAUUUUCCUUAUAUAAACGGUUUCUUUCUUUUUGAUUUCUUAACUUUCGACAUAUCAAAGUUUUAUUCCCCCACCCAGCCUCUCACUAUCCAUCUAGGUCAGUUAUUUCAUAUCUAUCUAUCUAUCUAUCUAUCUAUCUAUCUAUCUAUCUAUCUAUCUAUCUAUCUAUCUAAAUCUUUAUAUUCUCAGUCUAUCUAUCUAUCUAUCUAUCUAUCUAUCUAUCUAUCUAUCUAUCUAUCUAUCUAUCUAAAUCUUUAUAUUCUCACCUUUCUUUCUUUCUUUCUUUCUUUCUUUCUUUCUUUCUUUCUUUCUUUCUUUCUUUCUUUCUUUCUAAAUCGGUAUAUUCCCAGUCUUUCUUACUAUCUAUCUAUCUAUCUAUCUAUCUAUCUAUCUAUCUAUCUAUCUGUCAGCCUUUUCAUAUCUACAUCAUUCUUCUCAUAUCUAUCUAUCUUCUAUCUAUCUAUCUAUCUAUCUAUCUAUCUAUCUAUCUAUCUAUCUAUCUAUCUCAAUCGGUAUAUUCUCAGUCUUUCUUUCUUUCUUUCUUUCUAUCUAUCUAUCUAUCUAUCUAUCUAUCUAUCUAUCUAUCUAUCUAAAUCUUUAUAUACUCUCUCUCUCUCUCUCUCUAUCUAUCUAUCUAAAUCUUUAUAUUCUCAUUGUAUCUAUCUAUCUAUCUAUCUAUCUCAAUCGGUAUAUUCUGUCUUUCUUUUUUUCUUUCUUUCUUUCUAUCUAUGCCAUUUUUCAUUCCUUACCAUUUGUUUUCCUUCGAUUCUUUCUUUGCUUUUCUUUCUAAAACUUUCUAUCGCCCCGCUUUUUUUUAAUUUUCUUUUUUCAGCAAUUUUUUUUUCUUAUUCCGCUACAUUUUCUUCUUCUUUUGCGCCCUCCCCUUUACCAAUCCCCCUCCCUCUCUCUCUCUCUCUCUUUCUCUCCCUUGACUUCAUUAACUCACUUCUCCUUUGUAAUCCUGUUCUCUCCUCACUUUCCACCCUCUUCCAUUUCCCUCUACUUCCUUAUUCUCCUCUUUCUCCCAUUUCCUCUUCGUUGGCCUCCAACCGCGGAAAAGCCGUCUUCUGUCGACGAUUUGUUGGAGAAAUGCGUUCAUGGUUGUAG
This is a messenger RNA of Acanthosepion pharaonis, 1482 nucleotides long. The record is from the annotation of a GenBank genome assembly. Lineage: Eukaryota; Metazoa; Mollusca; Cephalopoda; Sepiida; Sepiidae.